Nerophis lumbriciformis (worm pipefish) is the source of this 1369-nucleotide messenger RNA. Its product is annotated as PI-PLC X domain-containing protein 1-like. Gene Ontology annotation, biological process: lipid metabolic process. Lineage: Eukaryota; Metazoa; Chordata; Actinopteri; Syngnathiformes; Syngnathidae. The record is from RefSeq and is a predicted model, not a curated record. Gene Ontology annotation, molecular function: phosphoric diester hydrolase activity.
GAAGAAGAAUGUUCGCAUAGUUUUUACUUCACAUUUUGUAAAUAUCUGCGAUGUCGGACUGACUAUAAUGUCAAAUCUACAAUGGAGGACAGACUAGACGAGGGAAACUCUGACUGGAUGUCCCGUUUGCCUGAGGAGUACCUCGACGUGUCGCUGUGGAACUUGGCUCUUCCCGGGAGUCACGACAGCAUGUCUUUCUGUCUGGACGUGUGCUCUCCUGUCUUACAAUCCGAGUCGUGGGUCCUUAGAGGGCUGGACAAACUCGCUCCGUGUUGGACUCGGCGCUGUGUGUUCCGCUGGGCCACCACGCAGCAAGCUGUGCUCAGUCGCCAGUGUGACCUCGGCAUUCGCUUCUUGGACCUGCGGAUCGCCAGGAAGCCAAAAGACUGCUGCAACUUAUUCUUUGCCCAUGGCAUCUACACACGGAUUACUGUCAAGGAGGCCCUGGACGAACUGGCCACCUGGUUGGAUGCUCAUCCCAGAGAAGUUGUUAUCGUUUGCUGCUCCCAUUUUAAUUUUUUGACCCUCAGUGACCACACAAAGCUUGUAGAGUAUUUAAUCUCGCUGUUUGGACCCAAGCUCUGCUCCUCACAGGACAAUCCCACUUUGCGAUCCUGUUGGUCAAGAGGUCAGCAGGUCAUUGUUUCCUAUGACAACCAGGAGAUGGUGCAGGAUCACCCUGAACUGUGGACUGGAAUACCUUACUGGUAUGCUGACAGCCCUAACCCCGAGAAGGUGGUCGCCUACUUGGAAGCUCAGAAGCGCAAAGGAAGACCAGCUGGUUUUUACAUCAGUGGCCUGAACCUCACCGAACACGCUCCGUACAUCUUCUUCCACCCUUUGCAGAGCAUGAGAAAGAUGACGACCAAGGCCCUGGCGGUGCUGCUCAGCUGGGUAAGGGACCAACGGCCGGGACCUGAGGUGGACCGUGUGAACAUCAUCUGCUGCGACUUUGUGGAUGUAAGUCACUUCUGCGAUUGUGUGAUUGGCCUGAACUAUAAAGGCGGAGUGGACCGAGCCAAUAAAAGACUGGCUUGUCAAUCCGCAUGCUGAUGGCGACAAAAACAAAAAGUCCCACUGAUAUAUCUUCAACUAUCUUUUUUUCCACUUAUGUCUUUUUUGAUAAUGUAUAUACUGUUGUGUUUUGCAUACCAGGGAUAUUUUUUUCCCCAAAAUGUGUUACUCUAACAAAAAAUAUAGACCAAAAACUAAUGUCUACUACAAGGGACAUAUCUCAGGAGGAUAUUGUUUGUAAUGUAUUUUUUUGCAACGUCCUGCUGAAGUUUAGUCCAGGACAGGAGUAACCAAACUACAGCCUGCCAGCGUCCACAAUCUGGCCCAAGAGAGGUCCCAAAUAAAUGAAAAAAAA